This is a messenger RNA of Fusarium tjaetaba, 4374 nucleotides long. Its product is annotated as vegetatible incompatibility het-E-1. The record is from RefSeq and is a predicted model, not a curated record. Lineage: Eukaryota; Fungi; Ascomycota; Sordariomycetes; Hypocreales; Nectriaceae. The coding region runs from base 1 to 4374 and encodes 1457 amino acids. The transcript has 2 exons.
AUGUCGACACUCUCUUUCUCGAGAACAUCAUCCUUCAACACGGCCGAAAAUGGAAAUUUGUUCAAUACUCUCUGCGAAACUGCAAUCAAGGAGUUUCUAGAGGAUCCCGAGAUACUAAAACUCGCUGACAAUCCCUUUGUCCAAUACGUAAACCACAGAAGAGAGCAGACUGAGAAAUGUAGAGAGGAGGAGCACAACGACCCCAUUGAAGAGACGCAACAAUGCAUUCGCGAGGUCGAACAAAAAUGGACAGGCAGCAAAGCUCAUCAUCUGCGGGAAAAGGUGAACCCGUUCGUCGAAAGUAUCACUGCCUUGACGAAAUCAUGCGAGAGCCUUCUUCAGCCUGCACCGUUUGGCGUCGCGAUCGCUGUUUCAGGGUUCAGAAUCGUCUUGGAACUCGCUACCAAAGCUCAUGGCGCCGUGGAAGAUAUACUCAAUGUUCUGGACGAGGUUUCUCCGCUCUUGGACUGCUACAAGAUGACCGCGAUGUCACAGCAGAGUUCUCCACAGAUAUCCAAGGCCAUCAAGAGAUCAUACAAGAAUAUUCUGCAGUUCUGGGCCUACUCAGCUAAGGUAUUAUCCAAGAGCUACACGAGAGUCACCCUAUCUUCGGCAAUUAGACCCUUCAAGCAAGAAAUACAGACUUUCCGGGAGAAAUUCCGCGAAGACUCCAAACAGGUGAGCCAGUUGCUCAUCGCAAGUAUGGCAAUUGAGAGAGCAAGGGAAAAACAAGAGAGAACAAGAGAUGAAAUCCUGAGGUGGAUAAGAGGUGGCGAGAAAGCCGAGUCAUUUGAUGCAGACAAGGACUUGGAAUUAAGGAACAUGAGUCGCACAGAGGGCACCUGCACAUGGUUGUUUGAGAGACAAGAGUUCAAGGACUGGAGAGACGCCAAGAAGAAUUCUGUGCUUUGGUAUAAUGGACCUCCAGGCUCUGGCAAAAGCGUUUUGGCAUCCGCGGUCAUCAACCACCUGCAAGAGCAGCUUGAAUCAGAAGUUGUUCACUUUUUCUAUUCGUUCAGGACAGCAUCCAAGCGACAAGAGACUUGCGGACUACGAUCUAUCGCUCUCCAGCUUUUGAGUAAACUGGACGUGGCCUCGAACCCCUUGAAAGCCGAGUACGAACGGGCGAGGAAGACCUGCAAGCACGAGCUGACCAACAACGAUGGAGAAGUAAUGGUCAGACUUCUACGUGCACUGCUGAACCACAGCCGCUUUGCCCAGGUUUAUGUGGUUUUAGACGGGUUGGACGAAUGCUCAGUUCGAACUCACGGCAAUCCUUUGUUCUACAGCUUGCAGCAGCUUCUCAACUUGGAUACGCUUGGGACAGUCAAAUGGUUCCUUACGAGCAGGGACGUUCCGGAGAUACGGUCCGUUAAAGACGCUUUCAAAGCCGUCGAAAUUAGGCCAAACCUCAAGGACACUUCCAAAGACAUACGUUCCUUUCUCGACGCCCAGAGGAUCUGUCCAGCUCACGAUGAGCCCUAUUUUGACACGGACGAACAUAACUUUCUCUAUGCGGCGCUGCUCUGUGAGAUUGCAAAGAACAAGGCUUACAGAACUAAGCAGGGAACCAUUGACGCCCUCCAAAGCUUUCCCAGAGGUUUGGAGGACUGCUAUAUCAAGUCGUUGGCCAGGAUUGCAGGACUACCCUAUCAUAAACAGGAUCUAGCCAAGCGAACCUUUCGAAUCCUCACAUUGUCGGAAAAGGAACUUACGCUACUGGAACUUACUGACGGCCUCAACCCUUAUGCCGAUCCUGCCAACGAUACAAUCAAGCCCAAGGAAGAUGCGAUUCAAUUUUACGAUAAAGUAAGGGACGUCUGCAGCCCUUUGAUUACCAUGGAAGACACAAAUGGUUCUCAGAAGAUCUCACUGUGCCACAAGUCAGUCAAGGACUUUUUUAUCGACCCGAAGAACAAGGACAAGAUCGAAGAGUACCUGCCAGACUUCUUCAUCGACGAGAACAAAGCGUUGGAGGAGCUUGGAGUCAGUUGCAUCGAGUAUCUCAGCGAGGAACGAUAUCAAGAUCCCUCUGACCUGAAAGCGUUGGUCACAAGGUCGGAGUCAUCGUACAACAACGCUUUCCUCCGAUAUGCCGCCGUCUUUUGGCAUAUGCAUAUGCAAAAUAUUACUCCAAGCUCUGAGACCCUGAAGAUUGUUGAAGACUUCCUCAAAAGCCCUGCAUUUUGGACCUGUAUCUACGUACAAAGCCACGCAGCUCCUCAUCUUUUUGCAAGGUACAAGCGGGAAACAAUUAAUGAUUAUAAGCAGAUCCUGGGAACCAUACCGAACGCGGAACUUCAAUUUGGACUUCCUCUACCACCAUGGAAAGAAGAUUCCUCGUCUACUGAUUACGUAUCGCUGGACCGCUCGUUUUGCUCUUUCGCUUUAGACUGGGGCGAACUUCUUGUUAAGAACCCUGAUCAGCUUCAUCAUGCUGUUCCACUCACUCUUUAUAAGCCUAGCUGUCACCUUAAGCCUCCUAGCAGGCUUCAGAAAGUUCACAUCAAAUACGUUGCCAAGCUACUCGAGUCACCAACCGAGAUGCGAGUAUUGGAGGCGUCGUUAUCUUCUACGGGCAAGAAGCGUGGCAAGACACUGCAGCUUCGGAUCGUUCGCGAGGACGGUUUGAUGCCCCGUCGCCGGGUCAAAGUGAAUCAAGUGGAUGUCUUCUCUCGGUCGAAGUCUGAUCAGAAUAGAGAGGCCAUCUUCGACUUGCUGGCCCCUGACAGCGAAUGGAUCACCACAAUUGCUCGAGAUAGUAAGGAGGGCGACUCCUUUCUCCAGUGCUGGAAAGUGAACAGUCGCGAUUUGAGUAUUACUCGUUGCCUUCUGGACGGCAGAUCAGUGAACCGAGUUGACCAGGUCCCCCCGCAAGUGUGUAGAGACCUGGAACUGGGCCUGGAAGGCAAAGGACAUUGGAAUCUGGUACAGCUUGAUGUCGUCACACAGCCGACUCGGAAAGACUCGGAGUCAACGACUCGGCUAUUCUAUUUUCGCAAGGGCCAAUGCGCAGUUCAUCACCAUGAAAGGGCGAAGUCAUCCAACAAUGUAAUCGUCAGCAACUCGGACUCCCAAGACAGUAGUUCAGACUCUGAUGGUGGCUCUGGUUGGAGUUCGGACUCUGAUGAUGACUCUGAUACAAGUGAUACGCAAAGUAUUAACGGAGGGACAAAUGGAAGCCAGGAAGCUCCAGAUAAUCUACAUGGAGAGCGCAAAGAGCCGAUGACAGAAUGUCUUAUCAUGGCCAAUGACUUUGGCAGACCUGUUUGGCAACCCAUCCGGACCGACCGCUUAAUGUGGUCUAGAAUAAUAGGCACUCGUCAUCCGACAUUACCUAUUGUAGCUGUCUCUUACAAGCUUGGUGGAGUAGACCUACUCAACGACGAAACUGGCUGCAGUACAAGUUUGGAGAUCACGGAAGAGGGAAAAGGCCAAGGAGCAAGGCCGCUGGCAAUGUCACGAGGUAAGUCAACUACCUACCUACCCAUUCUACGAAGGGUGAUGAGGAUCCGUGUUGACGUUCAAUUAGAGAUGCAAUUCUCGCCAUGCGGGAACUUCCUCACCCUUUUGUCCGUCAGUCUCUACCAGAAGGACGCCUGUGCGGAGUGUCAAGUCACUGUGUCAUGCUUCGGGUUUGUUGAAACUGCUUCUGGACAUAACCUUCAAACUCGCAAGCAUGGUAAACUGGCAAGCUUUAGCUACAGAUUUCUGGGCAAGGUUGAUGAAAUGCCUCAACCGUAUAUCAUGAAAAAUUGGACAGCUGAACACGUUGUCUUGGCUCUACCCCCAUUGACCUAUAGUCCGAAGAUCAUUAGAAUCUCGCUUUCGCCUCCCACAGAUCAGAUCAACCCAUCGGAAAGCUUCCCAACAAGAGCAUCGACACUCUCACAUCCUGUGUUCUUCCCACAAUCGACAAUUUCCCGCAACCCUCAUAUAAUGUACGGCGAUGGAGGCUCACCUGAGAAAGACAGUUACCUGUAUCUCGUCUUGGACACGUCAGAUCCAUCAUCAUCAUGUUCAGAAUCAACGCUGCGCUGCGGACCUGGUCACUUCCGGGGAAUGGCAUGUCCUGAAAGCUCGUCUGAUGACAAGAGGAGAGGGGUCAAUGGUCCAGUGGUAAUGGGUUGGAAAGUACUAGGUCGCGGUAAGGUCGGAAAAGCUGACGAGGUUGAAGGUCACGGAGGUUCUUCAGAAGAACAGCUCGCAUGGCGGGAAUGGAACGAUGAAGACGGGGUUUCGGAGGAUGUCAAAGCCAGUAGGUCGGCUACGGAUGAGUAUGAACUAUUGCGUGGUGAUUUUGUGGGAGAGACAUACUCUGUCCCUAUCCGAUCCGGGCUGAAUUGGACCAAAGAGGGUGUUCUUAGUUGUUGA